UUUACGCCACCAGAAUCGCAGUGAGAGCUUGAAAGAUCAUCGAAACCCGAACAUGAGGAGAAUGGGUUUUCCACCUUUCCUUCUGGCAAAGGGAAACACAAGCAUUUGUAGGGAAAAUUUUCUCCCUCGAAACGGAACGGGAGAACGUGUUCAAUCAAUCGUUGGUAUCGCAAUUUUUUUUCUCUCACGAUCUUGUUACUUUCUCUCGGAGAUCUCGAUAGCGGCGAUCAUUCGAAAAGCAAUCUUGGAUUAUUUUUUUCAGUAUUUAAUUUUUUAAAUUUUCAGUUAAAAAUUAAUUUUCUUUUAGUUUUUUUUUCAUACAUUAAAACAAACAAACAAUUAAAUUUAAAAAAAUGAUCGAAUAAUAAUCACACGUUUUAAAACAAAAUUAAUCCUUCACAACCAUUGCUACAUAUCCGUCAGUCACUGUACUCCGAACCUACGGUGUGUUAGAGUUUUUUCACAGGGGAUGUAACUGUCAUGCUGAUGUUAUGAUUUGUAGCAACACAACAUUUUGUAAACAAAUCUUUGCAAACGAUGCAAUCUUCCGUGUGAUAACAAACGCUGCCGCGAGUGAUAUACUGAGGUUGCAUUUUUCUACACUUUUUUCCUUUAUACAUCACCGUGGGUGGAGACAAUUGGCAUUAUUGACUGCAUGACGCAGAGUGCGUUUGUUGAAUAGUGAUAAAAUGUCUCUGUACAAAAUACGGGUUAACGACCUGGAGAACAUCUUGGAACAGGAUGAGAUUGAUUUGAAAUUGCUUCGUAGCUUCUGCUUCAAUGGCAUACCGGACUGUAACGGAUUUAGAGCAUUGUGUUGGAAGCUGCUGCUCGGAUAUCUUAGUCCAAAAAAAUCUACAUGGUCGACGAAUCUAACGAAGCAACGAGAAUUGUACAAACAGUUUGUUAAGGAAAUGGUAAUAUCGCCCGGCGAACAAGAUGGACCGGAGUGUAUUGAUCAUCCGCUAAGCGACGGUCCGGAAAGUAACUGGAGCACAUUCUUCCGGGAUAAUGAAGUGUUGCUGCAGAUUGAUAAGGACGUACGACGGUUAUGUCCCGAUAUAUCUUUCUUCCAGCAGGCAACCGAAUUCCCCUGUGAGUUUGUAAAAGAACGCGAACGCAAGCUACACGUGCGGGUCGCACCAACAACGCUCAGUUCCGCCAAUGUCGAACGGAAGGGUGUCGGUAUGACAAAGAUCAAUCUCAUCACAAAGCGGGCGACGGAGAGUUAUGAAGCGAUGGAUGCCGGUCAUGAGGCACACUGGGAGGUGGUAGAACGGAUACUGUUCCUGUACGCGAAGCUCAAUCCCGGCCAGGGUUAUGUGCAGGGCAUGAACGAGAUUAUUGGGCCCAUCUACUACGUGUUCGCGUCCGAUCCUCAUCUCGACUAUCGCCGGUACGCGGAGGCGGACUGUUUCUUCUGCUUUACCGCACUGAUGGGCGAAAUACGAGACUUCUUCAUCAAAACGCUCGACGAAUCGGAGGGUGGCAUUAAGGGUAUGAUGGCGAAGCUGUCAAACCUGCUGCACGAACAGGACGCGGAAGUGUGGGAACGGUUGCGGGACCAAGAACUCUAUCCGCAGUAUUACAGCUUCCGGUGGUUAACGUUGCUACUGUCGCAAGAAUUUCCUCUACCGGAUGUGUUACGUAUCUGGGAUUCGGUAUUUGCCGAUGAUAAGCGGUAUGAUUUCCUGAUCAAAAUUUGCUGCGCUAUGAUACUCUUAUUACGGGAACAAAUCUUAGAGAAUGACUUCGCGAACAAUGUGAAGCUGCUGCAAAACUUUCCACUGAUGGACAUUAAUCUCGUGCUGCGGAAGGCAACCUGUCUCGAAUAGCGGUUUCAGUAUGUACGCAAUCAACUUUUGAUGAUUUUUUUUUUCGUAUAUUAUGUUUUUUUUUAUAUACACUCAACUCGUUCCAAUAAAAUAAGAGCGUAUGCUACGUUCUCGUAGCUACGGCGAAACA
Messenger RNA from Anopheles funestus (African malaria mosquito), 1965 nucleotides. RefSeq names its product TBC1 domain family member 13. Gene Ontology annotation, molecular function: GTPase activator activity. Gene Ontology annotation, biological process: intracellular protein transport; activation of GTPase activity. The transcript has 6 exons. The record is from RefSeq and is a predicted model, not a curated record. The coding region runs from base 690 to 1835 and encodes 381 amino acids. Lineage: Eukaryota; Metazoa; Arthropoda; Insecta; Diptera; Culicidae.